Molecule: messenger RNA, 580 nt
Organism: Staurois parvus
Lineage: Eukaryota; Metazoa; Chordata; Amphibia; Anura; Ranidae
Source: the annotation of a GenBank genome assembly
GAUAUCCUCUAAUGCAGGGUGCAUGGGGGACAUAUAUAGUACAUGCAUGGGUGUCCUUGGGGAAACAGAUGAGUGAACUUUGCAGGGUGCAGGGAACCCUGAUAUUGGAAUCCUACAGGGUAACUGGGAGGAGGAGGAUCUGUAAAUGCAUCCAUAUAGGAGGGACCCAUUAUAGUGAACCAGAGGGCUUUAUUCGGAUCUUGAAUGGAUUGAGGAUCCAUGAGGUUUGGAUGCAUACUGCAUUUAUGUGAAUGCAGGGUCUGGGGAGUGCGAUAUUUUUCAGCCGCUGAUAUUCCUGAAUGCAGGGAUCAGAUAUAGACAUAGUGAUUCCCACUUGUCACUUGACACGUUUUUAUGAAUGGACUUACAGUGGACAGAUAUAUCAGGGUUUUAUGAUCAGAUAUAGUGAAUGAAGGGUCUGGGGAGAGCGGAUAUAGAGAAUGCAGGGUCCGGGGAGACCAGAUAUAGUGAAUGCAGGGUCCGGGGAGACCAGAUAUAGUGAAUGCAGGGUCCGGGGAGACCAGAUAUAGUGAAUGCAGGGUCCGGGGAGACCAGAUAUAGUGAAUGCGGGGUCCGGGGA